Pseudo-nitzschia multistriata is the source of this 2612-nucleotide messenger RNA. NCBI's taxonomy places the organism in Eukaryota, Bacillariophyta, Bacillariophyceae, Bacillariales, Bacillariaceae. The record is from the annotation of a GenBank genome assembly.
GAAGCAGAAGCAGAAGCAGAAGCAGAAACCAUCCCGUGCAAGCAGUKCGUACGAGUUCGUACCCGUACCMGUCCUCGACGAUCCCGCAGAAGCAAACAGCGAAAGGAUCGAUCGAGAUGACCUCUUCGGUGGCCAAGACGUGCUUCGACGCGAUCCGGGCGAAGCAAUCGGCCGUGGCCGCCGGCUACCACCCGAUGGUGGUCGACCGCCACGAGGUCUACCGCGACUUGCUCUCGCGGGCGGUGGAUUCGUCGUCGGCAGCGGGAGCGGGAGCGGGAUCCCAGGAAAGGACACCGAGAACGAGAACGAGGCGGCAGACCCCCCUGGUCAACGCCGGGUACGCCUCCCGGGUGCUAGCGGUGUCGUCCGCGAUCCGGUCCUUCGUAUCGUACCACGCUCUGUUGACACCCGGAAAGGACGGACCAAACGAACCACAAGAACAAGAAUCACAACAAGAACCACAACAAGAACCACAACCACACCGCCGACCGCGAAGCAUCCGGAUCGUCUUUCUGGGGUGCGGGGUGGACGUCAUCGGGAUCUGGGCCCGGUCCCUGGCGCCUACCGAAAAGACCGGCGAUCYKUCGAUCACGAUCGUCGAGGUGGACACGCCGGAGGUCUGCGCGAUCAAGCGCGAGAUGGUGGCCGGGCGGGGCCUGGUCCGCGACCUUGCGGAGCGGGGGGGCAGAAGGGGUGGUCCGCCCUGCCACGUUGGGAGGAUCGCCUUUGGGAGUGGUUGCGGCGCAAGGGACUACUGGCUCGUUCCCGGGGACCUGGCCGAYCUCUCCACGCUCGAGCCGGUGCUGCGGGCGCCGGAAAGGGAGGAUCCCUCGGAGGAGCCGGUGCCGACCCUGGUGGUCUCCGAGCUCGUCCUGUCCUACCUGUCGCCCCCGAGCACCGACCGGCUGCUGGAGUGGUGCUCCGAGAGGCUCUGCGCCACGCCGGACAGCGCCCUGGUGCUGCUGGAACCCCUGGGGCCUCCCCCUUCUGCUUCCGAAGGAUCCCCCGURUCGGUGGUGGAGGGCUAUCGGAGGGACUACUGCCAGAAAUUCCACCGCAAGAUGGAGCGGGGUCGGUCCGCGCCGUCGUCUUUGCCUUCGCCGCCGAAUUCGCACUCGCACUCGCCGGCCGACGGAUGCUUUCACCCCAUCGGAGGAUCGGAGGGGGAGAUCGCCAGGCGGCUGGCGAACCGCGGGUUUUCUCGGGACUCGUCCGCGGUGAACCUCGGCGUGGCGUCGUCCUUUGCGGUGGCGGCCUCCGUUUCGGACCCCUCGAGCAGCGGAUCCGCCGCCACCRUGGAGUGCCCCGAGGUCUUUGACGAGCACGCCGCACUGGCGUUGCACCUGCGCUCCUAUGUCGUGGCCGUUGGCCUGGCCGCUCACAAACCGCGGUCCGUGCACCGCGCCGAUCCCUCGCUCUUUCGCCGCUUCGUCUGCCCGUGGGGGACGAAAGACCACCGGCGGAAACCCGACCUCGCCCUGGCCCGGUCGGGACUCCCCGCUCUCGGCCCAGGGGGGGGCAUCGUUUGCACGGAGAUCGAGGCCUGCGACGAGGCGUCCGUCCGGGACCUCUUCCGAGGCACCUACGGGAAAGACUACACGGAGAAGCACCCGGCCAUCCGGAAAAUGGUCAGGGCGGCCCUGGGCAAGGACCUGCGGGAAACGGAGCGGGCCGAAACGGCGGGAGCCGCAAAUUCCGAAACCCGGCCCUCGAGGAUCGGCGAGCACUACCGCUCCCUCGGGGGGAUCUUUCUGGUGGCGGUCCGGUACGCGGAAAGCGCACGAGAACACGAACGAACAAGAACCGUUCAAGGGCCCCGGGAGGUGGUGGGGUGCGUCGGCGUUCGGUACGGCGACAAACUGCCCGAAGAACGCGGAAGCGCAAGCCGGAGGCUCUCCCUCGAGGUGGUGCGGCUGGCCGUGGAAGCUGGGCACCGGGGGCUGGGGAUCGCCACCCUUCUGCUCGGGGCGGCGGAGGCGUACGCCAUGGAACGACACAAGGGAAGCAAGGGCCUCCGGUUUUUGGCCAACACCCUCACCCUCCUGGAGCCCGCGCUGCGCCUCUACGAAUCGAAGGGAUACUUGGCGGAGCGCGAUGCCCCCCUCGGGGCCAGCGGGCUCGUUCUUCGAACCUACGCCAAGCACGAGCCGUGAAAGGGGGUGGUUGGUUGGUUGGUUGGUUCGAGGCAGGCACCGCACACACGACACCCGACACACCACGCCCGCGAACCAACCACCUCUGUUUCGUGGUCUCGUCGCCCCCGGGGCYUUUAUGGCAGACGAAUUCUCUCCUCCCCGUUUCCGACCCACGCAYGCCACCCCAGGCAAAGCACGGCCACGCAUGAGGCAACCUUCCGGACACUUUUUCUGGCGCAAAAGCGUUUCGAAAAGGAUGCCCUCGGUAACCCAAAGCCAAAGCUAUGGUUGGCAGGGAAUCAUCAACGAAGAGGAUUCGACGUGUGUUGCCACAAGAACGGUGGUCCAUACACUGACCACCGAUUCCGAACAACACGGAAAGGGAAUUUUUUGGUGUUGGCUGCACGAUAAUUAGAGAUCGAUAAUACUGURCACCACUUGCUUGCUUAUCUUGCUAAACAAACAACUCACCAUGGA